AUGGCAGGUCGCAGAUGGCGCACCCCUCGCCCGUGGCAGACGGGUUCGGCGGGUGUGACCGUGGCCUGGGCAGCGGUGGCGGUGCUGGUCAGCACCGCCAGGUGCCCCGGAGCUGCUGUUGGCGCCGUGGCGCAGGCGGCCACGCCCGGAAUGCUCCACGUCCGCGGCGCGGUGCCAGGCGCAUCUAGCAGUAGCAAGAAGCAGCUGGGCUGCGUGUGCGGUGGCGUAAAACACCCAUGCUUUGGGUUUCAGGGCGACAAGCGGCCCUCCUGCUGCGCCAAGUGCAAGUUGGAGGCCAUGGUUGACAUCAAGAACGCGAGAUGCAACUGUGGCAGAGUGAUUCCUUGUUUCGGGAUGCUAGAGGAUGUGCGGGCCUCCUGCUGCGCCAAGUGCAAGCUAGAGGGCAUGGUUGACAUCAAACAUCCGCGAUGCAACUGUGGCAGAGCACGGCCUUGUUUUGGGAUGCCAGAGGAUGCGCGGGCCUCCUGCUGCGCCAAGUGCAAGCUAUAG
This is a messenger RNA of Effrenium voratum, 510 nucleotides long. NCBI's taxonomy places the organism in Eukaryota, Dinophyceae, Suessiales, Symbiodiniaceae. The record is from the annotation of a GenBank genome assembly.